Molecule: messenger RNA, 1182 nt
Organism: Metopolophium dirhodum (rose-grain aphid)
Lineage: Eukaryota; Metazoa; Arthropoda; Insecta; Hemiptera; Aphididae
Product: putative nuclease HARBI1
Exons: 6
Coding region: 1-1182 (393 amino acids)
Source: RefSeq, a predicted model, not a curated record
AUGAGCAACGAGAGCUUAGAAUUAUUUGUGAUGUUAGAUUCAAUGGGGAAAGAAUUAAACAAUCGAUUAAAAAGAAAAAUUGUACUUGUUGACAUUGAAGAUAGUUCAGAUGAUGAAUUAAUCAAUAAUGUACGGGGUAAUAGAGUAAAACCUAUUAGAGCACAUGAUUUUAUGUCUAAGAAAAUUCAAAAUUUUACCCAUAAACAGUUUCAACAGCACUUUAGGUUGUCCCCAACCUCUUUUGAAAGAUGUCUUACAAUUUGUGGUCCCCUUUUAAAAAAUACUUGCGUAGAAGGACGUAAAGGUACAGACGAGAGGCUUCAACUAUUAUCAACUAUAUGGUUACUGGCUACACCAGAUAGUUUUCGAUCAGUUUCUGAUAGAUUUGAUGUUGGUAAAAGUUCCCUCCAUGAUAGUUUUGUCCGUGUCACUACUGUUCUACAUAAAUUAUCCCCCACAAUUAUUAAUUGGCCCAAAGUUGAGCAAAUGAAUCAAAUUCAACUUAAUUUUGGUAAGAUGUCAAAGACUUGUCUCAAUAAUAUAAUUGGUGUUAUUGAUGGAUCAUAUAUUCCAAUACCUGCACCUAAGAAAUCAGCAAAUUCCUAUCUCACCAGAAAAUGUUUUCACGCAAUAACAUUACAAGCUAUAUGUGAUGAUAAACUUAGAGUUAUAGAUGCAUUUGCUGGUUAUCCUGGAUCUGUAGGCGAUCGAAGAAUAUUCACAAAUUCUUUGAUUUAUAAACGAAUCUUGGAAAACAAAAAUAGGUAUGUUCCUGGUCAAUAUUUCAUCGCUGCAGAUAAAGCAUAUCCAAUACUUGAUUGGUGCAUUCCACCAUAUAUUGAUAGAGGUAACCUGUCUGAUCAAGAAAAAUUUUUUAAUGUUUCAUUGUCACGUGCUAGGCAGUCUAUCGAAAGAUGUUUUGCACUGUUGAAAGGUCGUUUUAGACGUUUGAAGUAUUUGGAUAUGAAAAAAAUAGAACUGAUCCCACAAACUAUAGUUGCUUGUUGUGUCUUGCAUAAUAUUUGUUUAAAGUUUGAUGAUGACCAAUGGAUUAAUUCUUUAAUUUCUGAACAACUAAUCAAUUUGGGUGACGAUACUACAUCUGAACAAUUAACUGGCUACAUUGAAAAUACACAGUCCGGCUGUAUUAAAAGAGAUCAAAUUAUGGUUUCUUUGAUUUAA